Messenger RNA from Plectropomus leopardus (leopard coralgrouper), 2908 nucleotides. Lineage: Eukaryota; Metazoa; Chordata; Actinopteri; Perciformes; Serranidae. The record is from RefSeq and is a predicted model, not a curated record.
UACAGGAGCCCUAUAGCUAUAGGAACAUUGAAUAAUGGUUUGGGGUAUUCUUCUGCUAUUGAAAUGGAUGAAGAGUCAGGAAAUGAGAUGAAGACUGAAAUACUGAUGUCCGCAGAUUUCUUCAGUGAGAAGGACAAUACUCCUGCUCCUGUCAAUAUCAGUGAAAAUGAAGGUGUCCCAACUGAAAUGGUUGCGCUAGGUCAUGAUGAGGAAAAUUCUGAAAGUAUGAAAGCCUCUGAGGAAGCCCCUGCUGAAAUAGCAGCCACCUCUGAGCCCGAGGAGAACAGAGGAAACAAGUUCCCUGCCGUUGAUGACCUCACUAUAACUGAAGACUUGUUUGUGAAGAUGAAGGAGGACAAUGGACAGCUAAUGUUUCACGAGGAGAGUGUUGUUUUUGAAAACAGCAAUGAUGGUGAUGGAUCUCCCAGACUGCAUCUGGAGACCCCAGAGAGACGGAACAUCCGUCCUACACAGGAGGAAGACCAAGCUGAAGAAGAGGAGCCUGCUGCUGUUCGUAUACACAUAGACGAUAUUAACUAUGAAGAAUACAUGCAGUUCCACCAGCAGUUGUGUGAGGACCGUGAGACCGCCAGCCUAAAGUGCAGCCUGCUGCACAUCAAACUGGCUGAGUUGUUUAACAGGAAGGCCUGGGAUGAGCCCCAGCUGGAGAGGGAGGUACCUGAAUCAGAGCAGCUGCUGGAGUAUGAGAGGAACAUCAGCAUCCUGACUGAAGUGAAGCAGCAGAUCAGUGCGGACACAGUGACAGCUCAGCAGCAGGCAGAGGAGCUCAGGGUGAAGUUCCAGGAAAAGCUGGAUAAGGUGGAAAGUGAAUGGCAAGUGUUUGUGGCACUGAAACAGGAUGUGGCUGUGACAGUUCUCAGCCGACACCUGGGGAAAGAAGUUGCUCAGGCCAAAGUUGAGGUAACCCUGGCAACAGAGAAGCUUUUGCAGGACAAGCUGAUCAAGGAGCACCUCAAGCACAUCCAGCUGAGGAUAAAGAUCCACAGGCUGGAGACAGAGCUGCGUGAGGGGGUACAACAUGCCAGAGACCCCAUACAGCUGCAAUUUGAGCAGCUGCAGGCUGAGAGGCUGGAGCUGAGGAAACACAUUGAGAAGCAAAACGAGGAAGCUGUAAAGAUGCAGAAAAAGAUCAGCAGCAACGUAGAGCUCCUGUCCAAUGUAAAGGAGAAGCUUUUCUGGGGUCAGUCGGAGGUCCAGGACAAGCGAGAGCAGCUGGCCUGGCUGGAGGCCAUAGUGUCCAGGAAGAGGGACGUCCUGACCAGGACCAGGCAGGCACGCAGCGGCCUGCAGAGAGACAACCAGAGGUUGAAGGAGCAGCAGGGACUGCUGGGGAACAGGGCCCUGCUGCAGGACUUUGAGGCCACUGUGGAUGCCUGCAACCGCCUGAAGGAACAGCGGGAGGGUCUGAAGGGCCUGCAAGCUGAGAUGGUCUUCAGCUGUGGCAGACAGAAGAAGAAGCUAGAAACAAUUAAAUAAAUGAAUGGACAAAUGAGUAAAAUGAACAUUUCAAGGUGCGAUCAGACACAACAUCAGCCAGAGAAAAAAAAACAGAUUAAAUAGACGAUGGUCAUCAGACAUUACGACUGGCUGUUUUCAUUUUUCAUUUAUUUAAUUAAAUCUCCAUUUAAUCAGACAGUCUCAUUUAGAUUAAGAUCAGCCAAAGAUCAACCCCUUAGAACAAGAAGCAUUCAAUAAAACACAAUCAGCAAAUCAGGAGCUGCACAGGAACAACACAACUACACAGUAACUACGCAGUUAUAAGAAAUGGUUUCAAGGAUAAUACAAACCAUCAGAUAAGAAAGCUUUAACAUCUCUGACGGGAAUGUAGGACUGUAAAUUUGAGUGUAGCUUACAGUAUAUUCCAUUUAAAAGUACCUGAUCUGAUCUAGUACCCGAAAGCAGCUCUGCCAACAUGAGGGAUGUCUGAGGAUCAGUAGGUGUGGAGCGUGCACUGUCACUGUCAGAUUUCAUUGACAUGAGUGAUGUGAGGUAGUUUGGAAGUUUCAGCAGCAGAGCUUUAUAAAUGAAUAACAUAAGAUGAAGAAUAAAAUGGUAAAGAACAAGAAUUAUAAUAAUAAAAUUGCAUUUUUAGUGUUCUAGAAAAAAAUAAAUGUAAACAUUACCUGUCCUAAACAAUUGAAUAAUGGCAAGGCUUAAGUUAUUCUUUAUUGUUCUUAUUGUCAAUAAAUUCCAUGGAAAGACUAUAUCACAUCAGGGACAACUGCAGAAUUAUUAGCCAAAUAAAGGGAUGGGGAAAAAAGACCAAAGCCAACAGUAUGUUGUGUUGUCUACUCAGUAUCUUCUGACUUCUCAAGCCCAUUCAUUCCUACUGAAAAUGUUUGUCUUUCGCAAUGGCGCAAAAAUCACAUAUAUAGUUUGAUUAUUUAAAAAGGCUCAGCUGUUUAUUAUAUCAACUGGUCACUACAGUUUUUAUAAAAACAGACAGGAGGAAAUGGUGCAUUUGUUGGAGACUGUUUUCAGCGGGGGUAUUAGUCCACAAUGGAUCGAUCCUAAGUCCCGCUCCCCUUAGUUAUUGUUGCUAGUUCAGACAAGACAUGACCUAGAUGGUCAUCCUAAAUUUCUGACACUGUCAUAAUUUGAUCCCAUGCUGUCUUCGAUCACAAGACCGUGACAACGACCAAUCAUGAACUUCCCACUGUGCGAUGUAAGAAUGCUGUUUUCGAGCCACGACCAAUGUUUGCUAUGUUUUUGCCAUCUCUUGCCUGAGACAGCCCAAAAUAUCCCAGUGUAUACAGAGCUUAAAUCACACUAAAUCUAAAAAUGUGUUUAUCAUGUUUGUGUGUUCAGAUUUCACUGAGUUAUGUCACAGUCACUGUUGCAGCUGUCAUGGUUUACCAUGUUGGCUAAAGGGCUCAAAACUACAAUU